GGAAGCCUAUUGGCUGUUUCCCUGUCCCCUCCAUUGUUGGGUGAGCUCCUGCCAUAACAUUCUACUCCUUGCCUGGAUAUGGUCCAGCUACAGUGUGAGUAUAAGAACAAGAGACAUUUGUAUGAUCUUAGAGAGUUCUGCCUGUGAAGCUGUUACGAAGUGGUGAGGAGCAAUACUUUUCUUUUAGCUUUCUGGAUUCAGUUGUCACUUGGGAGCCAACUCAGACACUGGAUCUUAACACGUGCCUCUUAUAGGAUCCCAGACGUGAUCUCCAGAAGAUACUGUGUACAAACCUUCCUGGCUGUGAGGAACUAUGGGUGAGAGUUCAGAUGAAGUGGGAAUGGGCUUGGAAGCCGUAAUUGUAGCUUAGGACAGUUACUUUAUGUGUUUUAAAGUUGUCUCUGACAUGGUCUUCCCUUGUUGACACAAGUUCAGCUAACACUUCAGGGAUCUGCCUCCUGCCACUGGCGCUGAGCAAUGACCAAAGCAUGCUAGAUAAUAAUUAGUCUUGGAACGAUUAGCAUCCCAUGUACUCGGGUUUAAAAGGACUUAUGUAACUGGUGUUCUACUUUUUCCUAGAAUCUUUGCCUCUAAGGACUCGGUAUUGCAAAGCGAAGAAGAAAAGGAAUCCAAGAUCUAAUGGUACAUCGCAAUAUUUAAUUAGUACCCCUAGCCAACUGAUAAACACAUAUUCCAUGCCCUGAAAUCCUACAGGAGCACACCCAAACGCUUCCAGGGGCCUUUUGCCACAUAAUUGUUGACCAUUUGGGCCUGAAUUUCAAGAGGACACAUUAGUUAGCGGCAGGGGGUUGGUGUGUGGCCGGUGAUGGGGCUUGGCCCUGUGACAACUUGGAUGGCUUGCCACUGAUUUAGAAAGACCAGCAACCCGUGCUCUGAAGAGAGAGCGGGUGGGAGAACAGAGCUCUCUUCAGAACACUAAUGAGAAUAAGAUGAAACCACUUCAAAAAGAAACCCAGUCAGUGGCGGAGAAGGGUGGCUGUCCAUGUGGCUGACUGAUGGUUGACAUCUCCACAGGGUCAUGCCUCGUAUCUAGAGCAGACUGACAGGGAUCAGUGGGGGGAUCCCUUUGAGUGUCCAGGCAGCUGUCACCAGAACCUGCGUGCAAACACAAAUGUGCUUUUGUUUAGUUGUCCAGGUUUCUCAACGUUUCGAUCUGAGGCUCCUUGAGGCUAGGCUGGUCGCAGAAGACGUAGAUUUUUGUGUAUGUUGGAUGUGAGACAGACUCUUUCCUUUCCCUUCAAGCUACCCAUUGGAAUAAUUUAUUUACCAUCUUUACCCCAAGUUCCACCACGAACUGAUGAAGGAGUGACUGCAGAGGCAUUGCCUGCAGUGAACCAUUCCGCUCGAAGGACACAGGUCCACAGGUGGGGGCUCGUGGUCUGUAGAUCCCGGCUCCGUGACCACUGGGUCCAGCGACUGUCUCUAGACUGCCUUCUUUCCCUCAGAAUGGGAGUCGUCACUUUAGGGAAGAGAAGAGAAGAAGAAGAAGAAGAAGAAGAAGAAGAAGAAGAAGAAGAAGAAGAAGAAGAAGAAGAAGAAGAAGAAGAAGAAGAAGAAGAAAGGAAGCACGUGCCUUAAAGGGUAGAGAAGAGAGCCCAUGAGAGUAGAGAACUGACCUGAAACAGGAUGGAUGGAGCAGGAGUUUGGCAAACAGGAAGCUCUGUAUAUACACAUGCCAUCAUCAUUUUGGAAACUGAAUUACUUUUCUAAUUAUAAAAUUGAUGUACAUAAAAUCAUUUUGAAAAGAAAAUUUUGGAAAAUGUGUCA
Myodes glareolus (Bank vole) is the source of this 1788-nucleotide messenger RNA. NCBI's taxonomy places the organism in Eukaryota, Metazoa, Chordata, Mammalia, Rodentia, Cricetidae. The record is from RefSeq and is a predicted model, not a curated record.